Molecule: messenger RNA, 1940 nt
Organism: Neofelis nebulosa (Clouded leopard)
Lineage: Eukaryota; Metazoa; Chordata; Mammalia; Carnivora; Felidae
Product: RNA-binding motif protein, X chromosome-like
Exons: 9
Coding region: 111-1334 (407 amino acids)
Biological process (GO): positive regulation of mRNA splicing, via spliceosome
Cellular component (GO): spliceosomal complex
Molecular function (GO): RNA binding
Source: RefSeq, a predicted model, not a curated record
UCGUUAAAUUGGUCGCGCAGUUGCUCUCAGCCGUUAGUUUAGCUAGUGGUCGCUGAGGUAGCGGGUUAAACUGCGCUUGUGGAAAAUAGGAGCUAAAAAGUUACAGAAAAAUGAUGGAAGCUGAUCGGCCUGGGAAGCUGUUUAUAGGAGGCCUCAAUAUCGAGACUAAUGAAAAUACUCUUGAAGUUGUAUUUGGGAAAUAUGGUCCCGUAGUGGAAGUUACUUUGAUGAAGGAUCGGGAAACAAAUAAGUCCAGAGGCUUUGCUUUUAUCACUUUUGAGAGCCCUGCUGAUGCUAAGGAUGCUGCCAAAGAUAUGAAUGGAAAGUCGUUGGAUGGAAAAGCAAUUAAAGUAGAGCAAGCCAACAAACCAUCUUUUGAAAGUGGUGGUAGACAGAAACCACCACCUUCUCCAAGAAGCAGAGGCCAUUCAAGAAGUGCAAGAUGUGGAAGAGGAGGAAGUGGGGGAGUGAGAGCGCGUCCCUCACGUGGAGGACACUUGGGUAAUGUUUUAAAAUACAAGGAUGCAACCAUAGAACUGGAAAACAAUGAUCGUGAAUAUACUGUUAAUCUCAACAUGAGUUCUUCCAGGGGACCCUUUCCAGUUAAAAGAGGUUCAUCUUCAAGAAGUGGAGGUCCUCCUCCAAAAAAAUCUGCUCCUUCUGCCCCAGGGCGUAGCAGUAGAGGGAUUGGAGGAAGAGGUCCAUUGCCCCAUGGAAGAGAAAACCAUGGAGGUCCUUCGCGCAGAGAGCCGGUCUCUUCCCGGAGAGAUGACUAUAUGCCACCAAGAGAUGAUGGUUACAAUACUAAAGAUAGUUAUUCGAGGAGAGAUUAUCCAAGUUCCCGGGACACCAAGGAUUAUUCUCCAUCACCUAGAAACUAUGCAUACCGUUACUAUGACCAUUCAAGUUCUCGGGAUGAACAUUACUCUAGAGGAUAUAGUGAUCGUUAUAGCUAUGGUGGAGGUCGUGAGAGAGAUUAUUCUGAACAUUCAAGUGGAGGCUCUUACAGAGAAUCAUAUGAGAGUUACGGUAGCUCCCGUGGUGCACCACCAGCACGAGGACCUCCUCUGACUUACGGUGGAAGCAGUCGCUAUGAUGGUUGUAGCUGCACACGUGAUGGAUACGGUGGAAGUAGAGAAAGUUACUCAAGCAGCCGGAAUGAUGUCUAUUUAAGUGGUCGUGGGCAUGGUGGCAGACAGGAACGAGGGUUUCCACCUUCCAUGGAUAGGGUGUACCCUGCUCUUCGUGAAUCAUAUGGUAGCUCAAGUUAUGGAGGUUCCAGAGGUGGUCAUGGGGGAAACCGAUCUGAAAGAGGAGGCCGUAGCAAAUACUAAAAAUAAGUUACGUGCCAGUUUUUCUUUGUUUUUUCAAAGAGAAAUUUUAAAUGCUACUUUUUUCUGCUUUAUUGCAUUGGUUAAUAAAAGAAAAAUGUUACCCUUGUGGGGGCAGGCACACUUUUAUUUGCCCUCCAUGCAUUUUUGGUAAGAAAAAAUUCAAAGUAAUUUCAUAAUAAUUAGUGUUAAUUGAGGAAUAUUACAGAAGUUAUUUGAAAAUAGUGUCUGUAUUGUUAAAACAGCAUGUUUCCAUAAAAUGGUAUUUCCUUUAUUAUUUUACUAUUUAGCUAUAAAAAAUGUGAAAGCAAAUUUGUUUGAAAGGUGAAUUGCACUGUUUGCCUGAAAAUUUCCUUUGUGUUGGAAAUAAAUGCAUACAAUAUAAAUGCAUACAAAAUCUGUACUCCUGAAAGAAAAAAAAUGUUACUUUUGGGGAGAGGCAUACAUUAACUUUCCUUCCAUGAUUUUUUUGGAUAAGAUGAAAAGCAUUUUUCAAAGUAGUUUCAUAAUUGUUAAUGUUAAUUGAUGAAAACUAGAGAAGUUGUUUAAAUGUAAUUGUCUGUAUUAAGAAUUUCAGAGUAAACAUUUCCACUAAAUGGUUAUUUCCUA